AUGAAGCUCAACGAAGACGACCUGUACCGGACCUCGACGCAGUUUCGCCAAUGGUCCUUCACCGCCGAGCAGCUCGCCGCCCAACGCGCGAAGACGAACCUCCAAGCCACCGAGCGCGUCAAGCUCAAUGUUGCGCGGCAACGCGCCCAGCGCGCUCAGACAGCAGAGCCCGACAGCACCAGCGGGAACUCGGGCGUCGAUGGCAGUGGAGCGAACACACCAAACGCCGUCACCUCGGACAGGGACGUCGACUGCUUGACCGUUGCUGAAGAGAUGACGUUUGUGGAGGAGUUCUGCGAGCGAACCAUGGCGUUGGGCGCAUACUGCCACUUCAGCGACGCCGCCGUCGCCACAUGUAUACAGUUCCUGCGUCGCUUCUACCUGUACAACUCGCCCAUGACCUACCACGCGCAGAACAUCAGCAGGACUGCCAUGUUCCUUGCCGGCAAGUCUGAAAGCGAACACCAGAGCCUGGAUGCAUUCGCUGCACAAAUCUCAUCAGAGAAAACAAAGGUCACCCCAGAGCAGAUCCUGGCGCCCGAGUAUCUCAUCGUCCAAGCACUGCGCUUCAACUUCGAUGUCAAGCACCCCUUUCGGGCUCUCAAAGGCGGAAUGCUCGACUUGAUGAGCAUCGCAAAUGGGAAGUAUGAAGGCCCCAAUCAUAGCACGCACACAACAGCCGCAGAUCUGCGCACUGCGAUACUCCAGCUGCCACGUAAAGCUGGCGGCCCUGCGACGAAAGCAAGUUUCCAACAGGUCGAGCAACGCAUCAUGCGCGAAUCAUAUGCUCUUGCUGCGCAAAUCUUGAAAAAGACCGCCGCCCUUACAGACGUCUACUUCCUCUACACUCCGUCUCAGAUCUGGCUCGCGGCAUUACUCUUAGUCGACGAGCCCCUCGUACUCUUCUACCUUUCCAUCAAGCUACCUUCUACCUCUCCUAUUUACGCAAAGGUCAUCACCGCUCUCUGCGACUGCGCCCAGACCAUGUCUUCGCAUCGUUCGUAUCGAAAACUCCAGCUUCCCGCAGAAGAACAGGCAAAGAUGGACGCUGAGCACAAGGCCGAAGUCAAGAGACUCAUCAAGAAGCUGAAACUGUGCCAGGAUCCCGACAAGGUGGACCUCGUAAAGCUAAACCAGGCACAAAAGCGUGACGCGGUACAAGGUUCCGAUCUCGACGAGAACAAGGCAAAAAGGCGGAAACUGGACCGGGAAAACUUCGAGAAGGACUCUGAUGCCUUUUGGGGACCUGAGCUGUCAGCGAACCGCGCAAAACCUGCGUAG
Molecule: messenger RNA, 1281 nt
Organism: Ascochyta rabiei
Lineage: Eukaryota; Fungi; Ascomycota; Dothideomycetes; Pleosporales; Didymellaceae
Exons: 1
Coding region: 1-1281 (426 amino acids)
Biological process (GO): regulation of cyclin-dependent protein serine/threonine kinase activity; regulation of transcription by RNA polymerase II
Cellular component (GO): nucleus; transcription factor TFIIK complex
Molecular function (GO): cyclin-dependent protein serine/threonine kinase regulator activity
Source: RefSeq, a predicted model, not a curated record